This is a messenger RNA of Botrytis sinoallii, 764 nucleotides long. RefSeq lists its product as uncharacterized. Gene Ontology annotation, molecular function: structural constituent of ribosome. Gene Ontology annotation, cellular component: mitochondrial large ribosomal subunit. The transcript is spliced from 3 exons. The record is from RefSeq and is a predicted model, not a curated record. NCBI's taxonomy places the organism in Eukaryota, Fungi, Ascomycota, Leotiomycetes, Helotiales, Sclerotiniaceae.
UGCUGAAGCCCGUUCAAUAUGUGAAGCUUGCGCAAUCGCUGCCACCGCAGCUGCAGAGAUUUUUUGCCCGUUACCCACCUCAAGCCAUUCUCCCGCAGGCCAACGCUGUCAACACGACUUCAGAUGCGGCGACAUCAGAAGCUGUGAGCAAGGCUACCUCGAAGAUCGAGGAAACUUUGGAUCAACCUACACACCCAGCAAUUACAGAGGCGACGUCGCCAUUCAGGCCUCACAAGCAUCCAGUUACUGGGAAAUGGCAUGAUCCAGUGUUUUCUCUCAGACGACAAGCGGAUUUGUGCAAACUUGCAAGGCAACAUGGAGUAGAGGAACUUUUACCUCUUUCUGUGAAGAGUACAGAGGAGAAAUUACGCAAGAGGAUGGAGAAUGGACUGAGGGUAAAGGGUACUGGUGUUGGACAGAGAGUCAAGGGAAAGGAAUCCGAGAGAACAUUGAAGUCGAGAUUGGAGAAGAGAAGAAAGGCUAUGUUGGAGAUGCCACAGAUGAUACAGACGUGGAAAGAGAGAGGUCAUGGUCGUGGAUGGAAGAAGUGGCCAAAAUAGAUAUGAUAAUGAAGAUUAUUUGGCGCAAUGUCAGCCUCGUAGCAAGACUACUUGUUGUACAAACACCACAUUGGGAAUGACUGCAUGGGAAUGGGCGUUUCAAAAUAUUGUAGAAUUGUGCAAUUACAUGCCCCCUCUUUCGCAAAUUGAAAAAUACCCAUGAUACACUUUGGGUAGAAAUUCAAGAACUGUAUGUCUACUUAU